AUGUCGUCCACAAAGGGUCAGGUCAUCAAGUGCAAGGCCGCCGUCGCCUGGGAGGCCGGCAAGGACCUCUCAAUCGAGGACAUCGAGGUCCAGCCCCCGCGCGCCGGUGAGGUCCGCGUUCAGGUCAAGUACACUGGCCUCUGCCACACUGACGCCUACACGCUCUCGGGCAGCGACCCCGAGGGCGCCUUCCCCGCUAUCCUCGGCCACGAGGGCGCCGGUAUCGUCGAGUCGGUCGGCGAGGGCGUCGACCACGUAAAGGAGGGCGAUGCCGUCAUCCUCCUCUACACUGCCGAGUGCCGCGAGUGCAAGUUCUGCAAGUCUGGCAAGACCAACCUGUGCCAGGCGGUGCGCGCCACCCAGGGCCAGGGCACCAUGCCCGACAAGACCAAGCGCUUCUCGUGCAAGGGCAAGGAGCUCUACCACUUCAUGGGCUGCUCCACCUUCUCCCAGUACACGGUCGUCUCUCAGUACUCGCUCGUCGGCAUCAACCCCAAGGCGCCCCUCGACAAGGCAUGCCUCCUCGGCUGCGGUGUCACGACGGGCUUUGGCGCUGCCACCAAGACGGCCAACGUCGAAAAGGGCAGCAACGUCGCCGUCUUCGGCAUCGGCUGCGUGGGCCUCGCCGUCAUUGCCGGCAGCGUCGACGCCAAGGCCGGCCGCAUCAUUGCCGUCGACACCAACGAUGGCAAGAAGUCGUGGGCCGACAAGUUCGGCGCCACCGACUUCGUCAACCCAACCAAGCUGCCCGAGGGCAAGUCGAUCGUCGACCACCUCGUCGAGAUGACCGACGGCGGCCUCGACUACACCUUUGACUGCACCGGCAACGUCCACGUGAUGCGCAACGCCCUCGAGUGCUGCCACAAGGGUUGGGGCGUCUCGACCGUGAUUGGCGUCGCCGCCGCGGGACAGGAGAUCGCCACCCGCCCCUUCCAGCUGGUCACGGGCCGAAAGUGGCAGGGAUCCGCGUUCGGCGGCGUAAAGGGCCGCAGCGAGCUGCCCGGCCUCGUCGAGCGCUACCUGCAGGGCACCUUCAAGGUCGACGAGUACAUUACCCACUCGACCACCCUCGACAAGCUCAACGAGGGCUUCAAGUACAUGAAGAGCGGCGACUGCGUCCGAUGUGUCGCCGACAUGUCGUAG
Molecule: messenger RNA, 1143 nt
Organism: Pseudozyma flocculosa PF-1
Lineage: Eukaryota; Fungi; Basidiomycota; Ustilaginomycetes; Ustilaginales; Ustilaginaceae
Exons: 3
Coding region: 1-1143 (380 amino acids)
Biological process (GO): formaldehyde catabolic process
Cellular component (GO): cytosol
Molecular function (GO): zinc ion binding; S-(hydroxymethyl)glutathione dehydrogenase [NAD(P)+] activity
Source: RefSeq, a predicted model, not a curated record